Nymphaea colorata (pocket water lily) is the source of this 1831-nucleotide messenger RNA. RefSeq names its product adenosylhomocysteinase. Gene Ontology annotation, cellular component: cytosol. Gene Ontology annotation, molecular function: adenosylhomocysteinase activity. The record is from RefSeq and is a predicted model, not a curated record. NCBI's taxonomy places the organism in Eukaryota, Viridiplantae, Streptophyta, Magnoliopsida, Nymphaeales, Nymphaeaceae. The transcript has 3 exons. Gene Ontology annotation, biological process: L-methionine cycle. Bases 106 to 1563 code for a protein of 485 amino acids.
UCUCACUUCUUCCGCCUCUUACCCUAAGACACUCCGCGUCCUUCUCCUCCUUCCAGAUCCGAUUCAAAGGGGAGCGGUUCCUCUGCAGCUUGUUGCCCAUCGGCCAUGGCUCUCCUCGUGGAGAAGACGGUCUCCGGCAGGGAGUACAAGGUGAAGGACAUGUCCCAGGCCGACUUCGGUCGCCUGGAGAUCGAACUCGCCGAGGUGGAGAUGCCCGGCCUCAUGGCUUGUCGCCUUGAGUUCGGCCCUUCCCAGCCCUUCAAAGGCGCCAAGAUCACCGGAUCCCUCCACAUGACAAUCCAGACGGCCGUCCUCAUCGAGACCCUCACCGCCCUCGGCGCCGAGGUCCGCUGGUGCUCCUGCAACAUCUUCUCCACUCAGGACCACGCCGCCGCGGCCAUCGCCCGGGACAGCGCCGCCGUGUUCGCCUGGAAGGGGGAGACCCUCCAGGAGUACUGGUGGUGCACCGAGCGCGCACUCGACUGGGGCCCUGGCGGUGGCCCUGACCUCAUCGUCGACGACGGCGGCGACGCCACGCUCCUCAUCCACGAGGGUGUCAAGGCCGAGGAGGAGUACGCCAAGUCGGGCAAGCUCCCGGACCCCGCAUCCACCACGAACCAGGAGUUCCAGAUCGUGCUCACCCUCAUCCGCGAUGGCCUUAAGACCGAUCCCAUGAAGUACCACAAGAUGAAGGAGAGGCUGGUUGGUGUCUCAGAGGAGACCACCACCGGUGUCAAGCGGCUCUACCAAAUGCAGGCCAACGGCACGCUUCUGUUCUCUGCCAUCAACGUCAACGAUUCCGUCACCAAGAGCAAGUUCGACAACUUGUAUGGAUGCAGACACUCGCUGCCUGAUGGGUUGAUGAGAGCUACGGAUGUGAUGAUUGCCGGCAAGGUUGCCGUAGUCUGUGGCUACGGAGAUGUUGGCAAGGGCUGUGCCGCUGCGCUUAAACAGGCCGGCGCUCGUGUUAUCGUGACAGAGAUUGACCCCAUCUGUGCUCUCCAGGCGCUUAUGGAGGGUCUCCAGGUGCUUACCCUCGAGGAUGUUGUCGCUGAAGCUGAUAUCUUCGUUACCACCACUGGCAACAAGGACAUCAUCAUGGUGAAUCACAUGAAGCAGAUGAAGAACAACGCCAUCGUCUGCAACAUUGGUCACUUCGACAACGAAAUCGAUAUGCUCGGACUGGAGACUUACCCAGGCGUCAAGCGUAUUACCAUCAAGCCCCAGACUGACCGCUGGGUCUUCCCCGAGACGAACACUGGCAUCAUCGUUCUGGCUGAGGGUCGUCUCAUGAAUCUUGGCUGCGCCACCGGACAUCCCAGCUUUGUCAUGUCCUGCUCCUUCACUAACCAGGUGAUAGCGCAGCUUGAGUUGUGGAAGGAGAAGGGCACUGGCAAAUAUGAGAAGAAGGUCUAUGUGUUGCCGAAGCACCUAGAUGAGAAGGUUGCAGCUUUGCACUUGGGCAAGCUCGGUGCUCGACUAACCAAGCUCACCCCCGAGCAGGCCGACUACAUCAGCGUCCCUGUUGAGGGUCCCUACAAGCCACCGCACUACAGGUACUAGGCAGUCGCGGAGAUGCUACUUAUCGUUUAUGUCUUACAAUGGCAAUUUCUGCUUUAUCCUAGAGGCCUUUUUUGGGCCAGUUUGAGCUUUCUUUUUUACUUUUCUUUUCCGGUGGGAGGGGGAUUUACUCUUUUUUGUGGAUGAUGUGGAGAGAGAGAUAGAGAGAGAGUUCCCAAUAAGAAUGUGGAGAGGGAUGAUUUAUUUGUUGCUGCAGAUCUGCAACAGAGGUAUUUGACUGUGAAAUACAAGCAUCAUCUACUAAAUUUCA